CAGCAAACUGGCUGUAAUAUAGUCGCGAGGGUCGACGCGGACAGGCGGGCCAAGUCCGGAUGCGAGGGGUUAAGAGCCUAUCACCGACACCAUGUUUGCCCUCGGCUCCUUUUUUCAGUCACGCCGGUCGAUGACUGAGAAAGACCUUCGUGUGACAGAUUUGAUUAGAUAGGUGCUGCCUACCAAGAACUUCUGUAUGCAAAAUGAAAAAGUCGAGCAUAGUAACUUUUUUCUUUCAUGUUCCUUGUUGUACAAUGUAUUUAAUGGGUGGAACAUGAUUUAGUUUUUUUUUUUGAUCAUAUUAGCCAAUCCAUACAUAGCUUCGGUGGAGCUAAAGGGAAAAACUAAAAAGUAUAGCAUAAGAUAAGCAUGAUGCGUGUACAACGUGAACAUUCUUGUAUUCCUUAAAGAAAAUGAGGUUGGAAGUGAAAACAAUUGGCAUAUUUAUUAGGAUGUGUUUUGGUUGUUACUACACCAGUGGUCACAUGAGUCUUAGGAACAACAGGAUGGAGGCGCGACACAGAAGGAGGCGACCGUUUGGAAGAUUCUGGUCGAAGGGGAAGGCAGUAUCCAUUGUCAUCAUCUACUGGCAGAAGUGCAAUAGCAAUUAUGACUGAAAUCAUUAUCAUCUCAAUGUACUAUAAAAAAUAGAAGAUGUAGUUGAGAAAGUGUUGCGGAGAUACGAGGUGGAUUGCACAGGCUCCAGUACUUAAUUUAGGCACAGUGGUCAUUUUUUUCUAUCUGUUGUAGGUAACUAGUUCAUUCUACUCGUGGUUGUUGUGAAGUAAGUACUAUUAUAGUUGUUUGAAAAGAAAUUAUAGAAGAUAGAGAAAAGAUAGGAGAUGUCUUUAGUAGAACUUUCUAGUUCUUGGUUGUAGGUCUAGGUUAGAGUUGAAGAUGAGUGUGUGGCUUCUUGAGUACUGAAACGUACUAGAAGAUCACCCGCUGCUCCCCAUCAUCUCCAAUACCAAUUGUAGGAUGAAUUUCCCUGCACUGCCUCUACAACUGAGGAUGAUCAUGUGUCGUUCAGUGAUUGUGAUCUUCAGUGAUUGUGAUAACUCCACCACUAGAGUUGUACCAGUAGAACAGAGGCGGGCAUAUUUGAUCUUAAUCUUCAUAGAGUACCUGCUAAAAGACUUGAGGCACUAUGCACAAAAUGAACAAAAGUCCUUCAACCAACUGCAACUCACUAGUGGAACGUUGGAUGUCGAUUAUAAUGGAUUUUGAUUUUCUUCAAGGAAGAUCACAUACGGUGUUUAUGACAACAAGCCUCUGCUCCAUUUCUAUUAUAAUUUCACAAAAAUUCUACUUCUAAAAAUGUGAUCGAGCUUGAGUCCGAUUCUCAUUCUGCAUUACAGGUCGUGUUGUGUUCGACGUCGUCCUCCUGGUCGAUCCUCCUUACCUUUUUGAUGAACUGACUGUGAUCCAUUGCGAAACCGAUCCAAUUUCACGCAAUGGAUAAAUUAGUCUAGUUUUAGACUCUAUCACCACUGUUUUCUCUUUGUCUUUGCGUCCGCGAAGUGCAUGCUUUCUCUGCGCCCACCCAAGCUGGUGCGUCGAACCUUCGGAAAACUUGUAAUGUAGUGUAAUACUUAAAUAUGAGAAAUUGAAGUGCCUCGGCAGUAUCUUCGAGUUCGUUUUUCUCUACUUACAGGAAGAAGAACUAGACAAGUCGACACUUGAAGGUUUUUUUACAUUCAUUCUACUGCGAUUAUAGCAUUAUACUGCUGAGUACUUGACGCUAUGAUAAAAAUCAUUCCUGCCUUAAUAUUUUGACCGGAAAAUAUACAUUUUGAUACCCAAUAGAUACCAUUCGAUUGAUUGUCUCAACAGAAUGAGGUUGUUGCGGGCAGUCCUCGACCUCCUCUCGGCACCGAGCAGGGAUGUUGCUGCGUCACUUCCCCCCACCACGUCCGUGCCAACCACGUCCGUGCUGCCACCCACGGGAACCACCACGAGUGCAGCCAAUAUGGAGACUUAUUUUUCGUCUUCUUCUUCGCAUACAGUAACAGGAGUUGCAGAUACACCUGAUCUUCAUCUUCAUGGUGCUGAACAACCUGGAGCAAGAGGAUGGAAUCCUGUAGAGAGCUGGAACAAAGAACUGUUGUACUGUCAUGAUCCUUUGUAUGGAUUUGCAGACUUUUUGGGGCCUGAUUCUAACGCCACACGGCGUAUUCUGGAGACCGGAAAAAAAGGAGUUCGCGAAAAAAUCCCAAGAAGGAGAACGCAGCCGAACCCAUUUUUAGCGCAGGUCGAGCGGCUUAGUAGCAUGGAAAGUGGUCAGCUGCUCGAGCUCUUAUUUGGAUUCGAGAAAGGGGCAUUCAUCAAGGACAAAGAGCGGCCAAGAGUUAGAGUUGUCGUGGAUGCGGCCACAGGCAAACAAGAUUUAGUGAGAACCUAUGAUAUCCCGCUCAACAACGACAUCUUGGACUUUUAUCCUCACUUAGGGGAACCGAAAAAAGUUGAUCCUUGGCACGAAGGAGGAAUUGAAAAGGCUCGCCAGAAGGUUCAAACCGACGAAAGUUUUCACCAUAAAAGGAUAUUGAAUUUCUUCAGCUACCGACUGAAGCGGCAUCUUCUUGGGCUAACGCGCGGCGCACAGUUCGCGCGAGAGGAUGCAGACGCGCAAGAAGUCGGCAACGUAGCUCUUACCUACGCACAAGAUGGACCUGACGAAGCCGUGCGACUUCUGCCAGGCACACUUUAUCAUAACGAUGAAGAACAGUUGAACACCAGAACAAACCAGGAACAGGACGGAACACCAGUUCAAGUAGAACUGUAUCGCGCUGGUGAAGAUGUUGACGCGGCAGGAAGAGGGAAGAAGUCCUCCUCCAAACAGAGGUCAUCUUUUCCGUUAGCGGAUUCUUUUAUUCCGACAUGGUUUGGACAGCACAUCCUCCUUUCAGGACAUAGUGGAGAACCUCCAGCACUUCUUACCGCAGGUAAAAAAGGUGGCAGAAUUGGAAAGGAAAUAGAGGAGAAGGACAAGAAUAGUACCUCUAGUACUAUUUUUGCGUCGUCGACAACUACGCGAGCAUGCAGCUUAGGAGAAGGCUGGAGAUUGGGUUUCGACAGCCUCCAGGGUCCCGAAACUCGCGCUGAAAAGAGUCAUAAUUCUAGGAAAGAGUACGACUUGGAAACGGCCGCUUGUAGACAAGGCGCAAAGGAGGCAUACUCGCACGAAAAGGGAAAGCGUCUAAGACGCGCAGCAACUUCCAGAUACUACGAGAAGCGUGCGAAAAAUUUGGAUGGCAUUAAUAGACAUGGCAGUGUGACCGACGGGCGUCGCUGGAUCACCGCAAUGACACGCUUGCGUGGUCUGAACUUCAAGAUACAAGAAGGUGGAAAAGAGCAAGAUGUUGACCAAGCAGAAAGAGAAGAAUGGGAAGUGUGCCACGAGAAGCAGACGCACGCCUUUGGCGGCUUGCCUCGGGAGCUAAGAGACCCCCACCUCUCCCACCAGGAGACGUCAAACGGCGAUGACACAAUAGCUGACGAAAGGAGGAGUUUUCCCGUCUUUCGACCAUCCGGCGGACCCGAAAUUAUAGGCCUUCAAGUGCCUUUAUACGAGCUACUGGGGAGGCGAUCGGACUUAGGGGAUGUCGGAGAUCUAGACCAAAGCGAGGAAGCACUUCUUCGGGUUAUUCGCGAAACCCCAUGGGCAACUCGCCGCAUCCUGGUGAGAUCGUCGAAUGAUAGGAAGAGAGAUCAGGUGAAUUUGGUCUUGCACGAGGAAGACCCUGUUCGCGAGCCAGAAGAUUGGGAGAGGUUUCACCCUCCACGAGAGUCAGAGCAGUUUGUGAAGGUGGACGUGAUUUAUGAGACUGACCCUGGAAUUUUUGACGAUCACGGUAGAGAUACCACGGCACGCCGCCAAACAGGUCGCACCAUUAUUGCCGGGCACGGUGGAGAUCCCCAUGGAAGUCCUGAAUUCGAACGCAAAAGACUCAUACUCGGAUACAAGUUCCAAGUUCUUGUCGCGGGGCCACAUCAUGAACAUGGGAAUGCUGGUGGUGCCUCUGGAUCUGGUGCAGCACCGCAAGAAUUUACUACGCAAGAAUCUCCGCAAAAAGAGUUGCCUCUGAGCCUCCGCUUUGCCGCGCUAGAUGUGAAGCUUGCGCAAGGGAAGAGGGCUUUGGUGGAAACCAAGUUGAAGUUCCGAAGGCUAAAAACGGGUCUGAAGGAAAAAGGGGUAGACUCCGCCACUCGUGCUGAUGGCAACAGAUGUUUUUUCACGACAAGUGGCCGCCAAUUCGAGCGUUAUCUAUAUCCUUGAAGCUCGCCAGGAGCAGCAAAAAUAGAGAUAAAAAUUAUGUUUUUAUGACUUCCAAUACAGGAGUCACGACUGCUGCAUUCUUUUACAGGCUCACUCAGUCUCAGAUGAUAUAUGAAAAACAAAGCACGAGGUGACUAUCGUGCGUACCAGCGCGGUCCCUGUUUGGUUGAGAUGAUAAUGAAGACUCGGGACCACGUGGUUAAGCUGGAAGGCGUGCUCCCAGAGCCGCGGGACAAGAACUUCCGCACACCUUGUGGCAACGCCGUGGCCGUUAGCUUUGAGAGUCAAGAGGAUCCGGACAAGUACAAGUUGACUCAGUUCCCCUGUUCUGCAAAUGAUAGAAGUAAGAACAUGAAGAAGAAGAAGAUGACGACGAUCCUAGUACUGUCAAGAAUAUGAAGACCAUCAACAGCAUGAACAUGAUGGAAACCAUUGCACUCCUAUGGUGACAAUGAUCACAGCACUGAAAUACUACGCCCAUGAUGUAGGUCCGUAUCUUGUUAC
Amoebophrya sp. A25 is the source of this 4780-nucleotide messenger RNA. Lineage: Eukaryota; Dinophyceae; Syndiniales; Amoebophryaceae. The record is from the annotation of a GenBank genome assembly.